This is a messenger RNA of Hyla sarda, 1068 nucleotides long. It is a transcript of the gene PRL, whose product is annotated as prolactin. Lineage: Eukaryota; Metazoa; Chordata; Amphibia; Anura; Hylidae. The transcript has 6 exons. Gene Ontology annotation, biological process: positive regulation of receptor signaling pathway via JAK-STAT; positive regulation of cell population proliferation; response to nutrient levels. Gene Ontology annotation, cellular component: extracellular region. Gene Ontology annotation, molecular function: hormone activity. The record is from RefSeq and is a predicted model, not a curated record. The coding region runs from base 205 to 909 and encodes 234 amino acids.
UUUUAUUCACCCACAAAUAAUUUUUUUUGUUUCACCCUAAAUUUGGUGGUAAUAUCAUUGAUGUAAUUACAAGUACAAUUGGAGGCACAAAAAACAAGCCCUCAUAUGUAGAGGAGAUGCAUGAAUUCAUCAAUGGUGGCCAGGUGUAUAUAUACUGCAAAUGUUCAUGAUGGAGACAGUGCACCAUCCCUGCCUUAGUGAAAGAUGUUCACCGUCAUGGCUGAUCCGAUGGGUACAUCACUUAAAGGUGUAAUGCUAAUAAUAUUAGUAGGCUCUAGUAUCAUACUAGAAAGAAACCAGGUCAUCUCACAACCGAUAUGUCCAAAUGGGGGGCCAAACUGCCAAAUCUCCACUGGAGCGCUCUUCGACCGAGCUGUAAAACUUUCCCAUUACAUCCAUUCGCUUUCUUCUGACAUGUUCAACGAAUUUGAUGAAAGAUUUACCCCUGGUCGUAGGUUUCUAGCAAAAUCUGGAACAAGUUGCCAUACUUCUUCACUAAAUACCCCUGAAGACAAAGAACAAGCACAGCAAAUACAACACGAAGACCUGUUGAGCUUAGUGUUGAAAGUUCUGAGAUCCUGGAAUGAUCCCUUGCUUCAUAUGGUUUCUGAAGUUCAAGGUAUACGAGAAGCACCAGACACCAUUCUCUGGAAAGCUGUAGAGAUAGAAGAACAAACCAAACGUCUCCUUGAAGGGAUGGAAAGAAUUGUUGGAAGGAUUCAUCCAGGUGAUUUAGAAAAUGAAGUUUACUCUCUAUGGCCAGGUCCACCAGCUGCAGUACCAGGAGAUGAAAAUUCACGGCUCUACGCUUUUUACAACCUUCUUCAUUGCCUGCGUAGGGAUUCACAUAAAAUUGAUAAUUAUUUGAAGCUUUUAAAAUGUCGUCUCAUACAUGAUGGUAACUGUUAAGCUAGCGGCACAUAUCUGUACUUUAUAAGGAAACUGAAAGAAAAUGUGAUCCUAUCUAAACAGCAAAAUUGACAGGUGACUCUUACAGAUGCUUCUUUUUUUUCUUUUAGAUUUAAUCUUAAAAAUCUGUAAAUCUGUUUAUUUGCAUCAAUAACCCAU